AUUUCGAAUAAGGCCUCACAUUUUGCCUCUUUUUAUUUUUUAUUUUUAUUUUUCUUUUUCUUUUUCUUUUUCCAAAUUAAAAUUUCUUUCUCUAACAGCAGACAUCUGUCAAAGAUUCUGUCUGAAUUUUGUUCAUUUCUCACCGUUUGCGAUCAUCAUUUCAAGCAUUCUGAGGGUUUUGUUGAUCCUUCAGAUUUCAUUUCAGAUCGCUGCAUUUGGGCUAUCUUGUAAUUUGGAAGUGAAAGGAUUUAUCAUUUGCGACGUGGGAAUCUGAAAAGCAUGAAAAUCUAGUGUUCUUGUGAUGACUUUAACAUGCAGACUGAGGCACAGGUCUCUUUAGACUGUCAGGCAGUCCCUCAUCCUGAAAAUAACGUUAUCAAGGAUGGAGAUCCUGGUGCACUCCCAUCAUCACCAAAUCAUGUUGCACCAAAGCCUGUUAAAAGGCAAACACGGCAAUGGGCUGCUUGGACACGUCAAGAGGAGGAAAGUUUCUUCACUGCAUUGCGACAAGUUGGCAAGAAUUUUGAGAAGAUUACUUGUCGUGUCCAAAGUAAAAACAAGGAUCAGGUUAGACAUUAUUACUAUCGUCUGGUGAGGCGUAUGAACAAGCUGUUAGGUCCAGGAUUCUCUCUGGAUGCAAAAAACUCUAAGGAUACUAAUGCUGCGAUGCUGCGAUGGUGGUCUUUACUGGAAAAAUAUAGCUGCAAAGCUUCAAAACUUCAUCUGAAACCCCGGAGGUUUAAGAUUUUCAUAGAAGCCCUGGAGCACCAACUAUUGAAAGACCGAAAAAAGAAUAUAAGAAAACGACCUUCCCAGGGGGGAAAUUGUUCUUCCACAGCUCCAAACACUGUCUCUAGUCAAAGCAGAGCAUCAGGAAAUGAGACUCGUGCUGUUAAACUGGUUCUAGUUGAGAGUCAAAAUGUUCAAAAAUUAGGACCUGGAAAAGGAUCUUCAUUGAAGCGGAAUGUCAAUGUAGGUGUUAACCGUAGCAACAGCAAAGGAGACUCAUCUGCCAUGAAAACAGCAAGACAACGACAGAAACCAGCUGCUGUUUCAUCAGCUGCAUAUAAAAGAUGGGAAAAAGCUGCAAUUGCUGGGGUUUCUCUGGUUGCUGAUGCUGCAGAGCAUUUGGAGCGAACAACUAAUGAUAAAGAGGUUGAACAUGACCAAAGUGCACCAGGGCAAAGGGGUUUUGAUGCUGUUGGAGAAGUUCUUCCCCCAGUUCCCACAUUUUCACAAAAUAUGUUUGUUAAAAGCAAUGUACAGACUUCUACGAAACUCAAGCUCCAGUUAUUCCCAAUUGAUGAAGGUACUCGAAGAGCCUUGGAAAUGGAUAAGCAUAAUCCUCACCUGGAGCUUACUUUAAGUACUCGUAAAAAAAUAUCAUCAGUUUUGGAACAUCUUACUCGCAAAUGGGGCAAUUCUGGCAUAGCAUCUGGAGAGUUGAUGCUUUUUCCUUACAGUGUUCAGAGGGGGAACCUAGCAGGUCAUCCGAGAUGGACUCAGGACUCCAGUGUCACUGCAGCAGAUGUAUAUGAAAUUAUUGGAAGUCCACCAGUUUUCCGUUUGAGGUAUGGCUGGUUUUCAAAUACUGAGAUUAGUUCUGUAGCAUUUCAAGCACCUUUAGCAUCCUGCACCAUUCUGGGUGAACAUAAUAUGGAAGUGAAUAAUAGGAAGAAACAGAUUAUGGAUUCAAGGCCAAUACAUGCACCACCACCAACCGAUCAUCAAUCUGAGAAACUUGUUGAACCUUGCAAGGAUCGAUCAACCUUAUUGACAGGUAACACUGUCGUACCCUCGUCCAAUAAUGCACAGGAAGAGAUGACCAGGUACGUCAAUGUAGCUUCCAACAGCAAUCUUAUGGAGUCCUCUGAGGCUGCUGCCAAUAUAUCAUGGCACCAAAGGGAGAGCGAAGAUGACAGUAUCAUGAUGCCACUAGAAGAAGUGGAUGACCUUAGAAUAAGCAGUAGUACUGCCCUAUCAACUGGAGAAUGGGCUGACAGCCUUACAAACAUAAGUGUUGGGGAUCUACUCGCAGACGUGUCUCAGGAGAUGGAUACCAGCUGCGUAAACCCACCUGUUUCUGGAAGCUCUCAAUAUCCUCAGCAGAUCCCCUUCAGUUGUGAUUCAUUUGAUGCUGCAAUUGCUGCUCAUAUAUCCAAACAUCAAGAUAAGACCAGCUUUCAAUCAGCUUUGGUAUCCCAUGCGCCUUCCAUCUGGGAUGCUGAAGAAACAUGUGAUGGCUUCUCAUUCCAAAAGAAUCCUGUUUUUCAUCAGGAGGUUCUUAGUUCAUCCAAAAUUGCUUCUCCAGGGGCUAGUGAACAGAUUGCUAGAAUUAAUUCAGUGGGCUCUGGCUGCUUGAUUGAGGAGUUGCCCAAUGUGGAGCGACUUUUGGAUGAUCCUGCUCAUGGAGACCUAAUGGAUGACAGUCCAUCUGAUCCUCACAUGCUGGAUAGUACUGCCAAGGAUCUCAGUGGGCUUGCAGAUAUAUACUGGCCUGACUCUUUAGGACCCUUAGAUUUGGAUAUACCUUCCUCUAGAUACCAUAACGAAGAUCUAAUCUUAAGCGAAAGCCUCAGUGGUUUGAAAAGCUUGAUAGCGAACAGUGUGGAUGCAUUUCAAAAUUGCUCCUUCUUCGGUUUGGACAAGAAAGAAGCUGCAUCAACAGUUGAAGCUCGAGAAACGGUCUCAUUUGCAGAUUUUAAAAUUGGCAGUGGAGUAUAACAUUUUACCCAGUUAGGAGCUCAGGGAUGACAUUCUCACAUCCAUCUUAUGCGCAGAAGUACAAGAAGCCUGAAAUUUGCCCUCAGAAACUUGUAGCUAAUUGCAUUUCAGCGUAGCGUGGCAAGAGAAUGGAAGGUGCUGUUACUUAUAAAAAAAAAACAAAAAAGAACAAAGAAAAGAAAAGCAAUGGAAGGUGCGAUUGCGAGCCAGGAGGACCUGAGAUCAGACUUGUGCUGAACAAUUACCCCUCUUCAUAAAAAUCUCCCCGUUGUUUGUACAAAAAUAGACAUGGAAAAAUUUCAUACAGAUUUUUAUGUGAAUUGCUGAUAAUUUUGAUACAUUUAUGUAAAUCGCAAUCUAGAAGCUGCUGAUGCGAGGGGCUGUUUAUAGUCUCAAAAGAUAUAAAUAAGGGUGACUGCUCUCUCAUUCAGUGCAGAUGCCAGAUUUAGAUGAUCGCUCCUAUGGCUCCCUCUGUAGCAGUCUUCUAAAAUAGCAUAGGCUGUGAGGGUGUUUGGAUGCAUUCUGUAGGAUGAUCUGACUUUAAAUAAUCCAAAAUUGUUUCCCAAC
Messenger RNA from Vitis riparia (riverbank grape), 3291 nucleotides. RefSeq names its product TSL-kinase interacting protein 1. The record is from RefSeq and is a predicted model, not a curated record. Bases 313 to 2724 code for a protein of 803 amino acids. Gene Ontology annotation, molecular function: chromatin binding. Gene Ontology annotation, cellular component: nucleus. Lineage: Eukaryota; Viridiplantae; Streptophyta; Magnoliopsida; Vitales; Vitaceae. Gene Ontology annotation, biological process: pattern specification process. The transcript is spliced from 14 exons.